AUGUUUCACGACGACGGCCCCCUGUUUGACGACUCGCCUUGCCCUGGACUAUACGCGGUGCCUGAUAACUCACCUUCGACAACGAUGCCAAAGGCUUCAACACCACGGGCACGCACGUCGCCUAAUUGGACGACUCAGAUCUCACGUCCAACAAUCUCGUCCAAACCAUCUAUCGCUUCCUGGAACGAACUACUUGACUACCCAUCGGACAAGUCUUCCCAGUCCAGUGUGGCUCGACAACGCAUUCAUUUGCAUGGGACCCGGAACUACCAUCGUCGCUCGUCUAAACUAGACCCGACCUAUUGUGACGACCUGUUCAACGACUGCCCACCUUCAUCUCGCCUUGUCGCGCGCAUCUCUGUGUCAGACAGGCGGACAAAGACGGCGACGAACCCUUUCAUCAAAGCGUACAUCGACCGAGUACAAGCAACGGUUCUCAUUGACACUGGAGCAACCAGUAGCUUCAUCACUGCGUCAUUUUGGCAUCGUCUCGGCCAGCCCCCACUCAAACAACCUCGUCUGGGCUUUGUCACUGCAGACAACUCGAAUCUCGACAUUUUGGGCCGCGCAAAAUUCUCGUUUCAUCUCGCUGGCGCCAAUGUGUCGUUUCCCUUUUGUGUCAUGUCUACGUCGCUGACAGACUGCAUCGUCGGCCUCGACUUGCUCCCUUACUUGGGGGCUAUCAUCAACCUCAAGGACAAUACCCUGACACUGUCCGACCGACAGCGAAUUCUAUCUCUCGAGCCUCUGGACGGCUUCGUACCUACUUCACACCCGGUCGGGCUCACGACGGUGGCCGAAACUAUUACCGUCCCGCCUCGAUCCGUUCGACAUGUCCCAUGCUUGGCCGGACUUGAUCUACCUUCGUCCACUACGUUUCUCGUGGAACCCCGAACGAACACACAGGCACAGAUUGCAGCGGCGUUAUACUGCAAAACAUCGUCCAACACGACCUAA
Messenger RNA from Aphanomyces astaci, 957 nucleotides. RefSeq lists its product as hypothetical. Bases 1 to 957 code for a protein of 318 amino acids. The transcript has a single exon. The record is from RefSeq and is a predicted model, not a curated record. Gene Ontology annotation, molecular function: aspartic-type endopeptidase activity. Lineage: Eukaryota; Oomycota; Saprolegniomycetes; Saprolegniales; Verrucalvaceae. Gene Ontology annotation, biological process: proteolysis.